AUGCCCAUGAUCCGCGCGCCAAUCGGAUCGUUGGGCAUCCCCGGACACAAUGCAUCGAGCACCCAACAACCCCCAACCUCUACCUCCGCGACCGCAUCUGCUCCAAUCCUCACAGCGUCCACUACGGCAUCUAUUCUUACCAUUACUGCUGCAAAUCCCAGUGUCCUGCCUCCGUCGACCAUCCACACGCCCUUCAUUUCUGGCAAAACCUCCGCGGCGACGACUACGACCGCCCCUAUUACCUCUGUUUUCGACCGAAACGCGUCCGCCACUCUUUCAACCUCGACCCUCACUUCCAGCACUGUGAACUCGGUUCCCACCUGUCCUCAUCGCGAUCGCGGAUUCACUUCAUGCAUCGGCGUGAGCGGUCGCUUGCGGACCCAUUACACAGCGACUGCCAGACCAGUGUCUGCAUCCUCGACAUGCACUUAG
Messenger RNA from Spirometra erinaceieuropaei, 432 nucleotides. The record is from the annotation of a GenBank genome assembly. NCBI's taxonomy places the organism in Eukaryota, Metazoa, Platyhelminthes, Cestoda, Diphyllobothriidea, Diphyllobothriidae.